Molecule: messenger RNA, 2078 nt
Organism: Bombyx mandarina (wild silkworm)
Lineage: Eukaryota; Metazoa; Arthropoda; Insecta; Lepidoptera; Bombycidae
Gene: CaBP1
Product: Protein disulfide-isomerase A6 homolog CaBP1
Biological process (GO): response to endoplasmic reticulum stress
Cellular component (GO): endoplasmic reticulum lumen
Molecular function (GO): protein-disulfide reductase activity; protein disulfide isomerase activity
Source: RefSeq, a predicted model, not a curated record
CCUCCGUUUUGUAAAUGAAUUUUAAAGAUUGACGUGUUUAUUUUACGUAUUUAAGUUACACAUUGUAGUGUGCUGUGAAUCUCGAUCUCAAAAAUUUUAUAAUCGUUUAUUCAUAAAUAGUGUGAAAUUUCAUAAUGUUACACGGAUAUUUUAUAGGUAUCUUGCUCUGUGCAACGGGGUCCUUGGCCCUCUAUGAUUCGUCUUCAGACGUUAUCGAGCUGACACCGAGUAAUUUCGACAAAUUAGUUACAAAUUCCGACGAAAUUUGGAUCAUUGAGUUCUUUGCACCGUGGUGUGGACAUUGUAAAAGCCUUGUUCCCGAAUAUAAAAAAGCUGCGAGAGCUCUAAAGGGCAUUGUAAAAGUAGGUGCCUUAGAUGCUGAUGAACAUAGAAGUGUAUCACAGAAAUAUGGAGUCACUGGCUUCCCCACAAUUAAGAUAUUCACAGGGAGCAAGCACACACCAUAUCAAGGUCAGAGGACAGCAGAAGGUUUUGUUGAAGCUGCUUUAAAGGCAGCCAAGGAGAAGGCAUAUGAAAAUCUCGGCAAGAAAUCGAGUGGGUCCUCUUCUGAUAAGUCUGAUGUCAUUACUCUAACAGACAGCAACUUCAAAGAACUGGUCUUAGACAGCGAUGACCUCUGGCUGGUUGAGUUCUAUGCUCCUUGGUGUGGGCACUGCAAGAAUCUUGAACCUCACUGGGCUAAAGCUGCCACCGAACUUAAAGGAAAGGUCAAGCUGGGUGCCCUGGAUGCAACAGUUCACACAACAAUGGCGUCACGCUACCAAGUACAAGGAUACCCGACCAUCAAACUAUUCCCAUCAGGGAAGAAGUCUAGCGAUUCUGCAGAAGACUACAAUGGAGGCAGGACGUCAAGCGACAUCGUUACUUGGGCUCUUGAGAAGCUCGCUGAGAAUGUUCCCGCACCAGAUAUCAUACAGGUUGUUGGUGAAGAAACUUUGAAGGCUUGCAGCGAGAAGCCUCUAUGUGUUGUAUCAAUUCUGCCUCACAUCUUAGACUGCAAUGCCGCAUGUAGGAAUGACUAUAUCUCCAUCCUCAAACGUCUUGGUGACAAAUACAAGAACAAGAUGUGGGGGUGGAUUUGGGCAGAAGCUGGUGCACAACCAGCACUUGAAGAUUCUCUGGAGCUUGGCGGAUUUGGUUACCCUGCCAUGGCAGUUGUCAAUGCUAAAAAACUCAAGUUCUCUACAUUGAGAGGUUCUUUCUCUGAAACUGGCAUCAAUGAGUUCCUAAGAGAUUUGUCGUUCGGUCGUGGCCAAACAGCACCGGUGAAAGGAGCAGAGAUGCCCAAAGCCGUGACCACAGAGCCGUGGGACGGCAAAGACGGCGAACUUCCAUUAGAAGAGGACAUUGACCUUUCAGACAUAGAUUUAGAGAAGGAUGAAUUAUAAAGCCAUACUAAUUUGUGAAUGAACACUUGAUGCCAGAUUUUUUUUAUUUGUCAUAUUAAAAAUUCCAAUAAUUAGGCAUGUCGCAAGAAUCAUUGCAAGAUGUUAUUAAAUCGUUAUUAGAAAAAGUAUUCAAGGGAUUUAAGUCAAUUUAAGGGAUAGAUUAAAGAUGGCGCUGAUGUCAUUAGUAGUUUGGUCAAAAUGUCUACUUGAUUUUUAAAAUUGUAUAUAUUUUGAAACAUGUACUAUAUUAUAUUAAACCAUUUUAAUAUGACUAAAUUUAACCUGUGCAAGUUAGAAUCAUUUAUUGAAUGAAAUUUAGAUUGUAAAAAUCCUUCUGGUUUUAUCUAUAGGAUUAGUAAAACGGAUUUAAGUAAAAUAGGAUUAUUUUGUAUGUACUUCAAUCCAGUGUCAUUAAUAAUAUCACAAUGCAUAGAAUAGUUAUUUACUAUAAUACAUAACAUAUUAUUCGUAAGUACAUAAGUUACAAUGGACUGAAUUUUGUAUUUUAUUACUGAUAGUGUAUCUUCACAUUGGUCGAAGUUUGAACAGUGCUCUAUGAUUUUGUAAUUUAUCACAAAUUAUGUGCGACUCUUCCAGUAGCUUAAAAUAAAUACUUGACCGUUUUAAAUAAACAUAAAGGUGAUCGCUAAUAAAAAAUUUGAUUAAAAA